UCACAUGAUCACGUCAGUUUCCUGUUUACUACUGGCCCUGGUUAAAGUUCCUUGGCUACAUCCAACACGGAUACAUUUCAUUGCAAUUUUACAAAACCGUUCUUUUGUUUGCCUCUACAUACAUCCGACAGCUUUGGCGUUGUAAACAACACUUAAUGUUUUUCUCCAGAUCGAAAUUAAGUUGAAGACUUGUGCGGACUUCCUGUGAUUGGUGGCCGGUGUUGAGAUUAUUUUGUGGGAUGCGGUGUUCUGAUGUGGGCUCUGAAAAUCAAAAGAUAAACCAAAGCGGGGAUUUCAUUAUAAACGGACAAUACUUUUUAUUUUUGUUGAUUGGAGAAAUAAUAGCGGUAAGAAGUCUUGAAGUCUUUCUCGUGUCGUAUAGUAGCCUACAGUCGGUAACGGGCUAUUUUGAUCACCAGUGCUGUGGAGGGGGAUCAUCUCGCCAGGACCCUGAACUCGGGACGCGUCCCCGGCUCCGGCCCCAGGCGCCUUGCGGGCGGUGAGGAAGAAGCUUGUCCUGAAGGGAUGGCCUGGAGGAUCCUCUCGGCCCCAGGGAGCUGCGCUAUUUAAGGAAGGGCGGGUUCGAAUCGAGCAGAAGGCGGGUGACGGCAGGUGCUCGAUGAUGGCUAGCAGGAGUGAGGAGAUAACCGAUCUGAUCUAUGAGUUCUCUAAGAGUCAGUACAGAGCGAAGGAGGUCACCCCGUGGGUAGAGAGAGUAGAGAAGCGCUAUCUGGAGCUGUUUGACCGGGACUACAAGUACAGCAUCAUCCACAACACCAAUGGGGAAGUGUGUGGUCACUACCCACGGAAGAUCGUGUUUCUGGAAUAUGAAUCUUCAGACAAUAAUAAAGAGAGCUUUGAGAGUACAGUGCAGAUCAGUAAAUUGCAGGAUUUGGUGAAUCGUAGUAAGAUGGCUCGUUGUAGAGGGAGAUUUGUCUGUCCUGUCAUCCUCUACAAUGGAAAGCAUGUGUGUCGAUCGUCCACACUAGCAGGUUGGGGCGAACUUUAUGGUCGCACUGGAUACAACUACAUUUUUUCAGGAGGUUCAGAUGACACCUUGGGUGAGGCUGAAGAGGUUUUGGAGGAUGACUGUGCAGUUCGGAAUGAUUCACAGUUGUUUGAUAAGGUUAGGGGCUCUGACAUUAAGCUGUUGAAGUAUUUGUCUGUACACUACAUUUGUGACCUCAUGGUAGAGAAGAAGAAGGUCAAGUUUGGCCUCAAUGUGACUUCCUCAGAAAAGGUGGACAAGGCCCAACGCUACUCUGACUUCACCCUACUCUCUGUGCCUUAUCCAGGUUGUGAAUUCUUCAGGGAAUAUAAAGACAGAGAUUACACAGCAGAAGGACUUGUCUUCAACUGGAAUCAGGACUAUGUGGAUGCUCCGUUGACAAUUCCUAUUCGCUUUACAAGUAACCUCAACAUCAACUGGAGUGAAUACCAGUCAUGGGACCUGGUGCAGCAGACUCAGAACUACCUGAAACUGCUUCUACACAUCAUCAACUCUGAUGAUGAGAACGGUUUACUGGUGCACUGUAUAUCAGGAUGGGACCGGACACCCCUCUUUGUGUCCCUGCUCAGGCUCUCCUUGUGGGCGGACGGUGCCAUUCAUGCCAGUCUGGAGCCAUCUGAGAUCCUUUACCUGACUAUCGCAUAUGACUGGUUUCUUUUUGGUCACAUGUUGCCUGACCGACUCUCUAAGGGGGAGGAGAUUUUCUUUUUUUGCUUCAAUUUUCUGAAGCAUAUUGUUUGUGAGACAUUUUCAGUCAAGAAAAAACAAAGAAGAAAAAAUUCUCAGUUCAAAGAUGCUGACUUCACAGUUGAUGACCUCUGCCAGUUAAAGUCCAGAGAUCGGGGUAGUGUGACAAGUCUGAGCAGUGAUUUCUCUCUCAUCACAGAAGAUACAUCUGCUCCCUCCAGUCUACAUGCAGAAGCUACAGACCCAAUUACCACUGGACCACAGGCUUCUAGCGGUGUUUAUCACAGGAGGAAAGGCAUGCCAUUGUCUUCUAAUUCUGUGCUUUGGAACCGACCAAUCACUUCAGAGGAGCGAAUACCUAAUGUAAUCACUGAGGCUAGUCCUCUGGGGUCCUUUAAGUCCUCAAGCUCUUCCUCAUCCAACCACUCAGAUCAAAAUCUCACACGGACGGGAAGCACCCCAUUAGCUGUACCAGGAAGGAGACCAGUGGUCGAGUAUGCUCGGUCAGGCUCCUCGCUAUCCACAGAUUAUGGCAGUUGGCAGAUUGUCUCAGGAUGUGGGAGCAUCCAUGAUCUUCCCCCGGUGCCCUCAGAGUCUCCUCUUCCAUUCAGCUUCCAGGAUGAGGGUCCCAGUGGACGAAUGUGCACAUUUGUACCCGAUAGGCAGGUGAGAUUGGAGGCAGUGAGGGAGUUGUUCCUUUCAGCCUAUAGCUCUACAGUAGGACUCAAAUCGUCAUCUCCAAGCCCUUCCGGUGCCAUCUCGGGCCUGCUGGAGCAGUUUGCCCGUGGGGUCGGCCUUCGUGGCACCAACGCCAUUAUCUGAGCCUUCCUCUGUUGCAGCCAUAAUUUUCACUCAGCUCUAUUAUACAUCCUCAGGACUUUUGAUGUCAUUGUUUUUUCUCCUCCUACUGCACCUUGAUGUGGCACCAUAUCUACCACAUCAGGAGUACCUAAUUUAUUGGUGUAGCUGUACAGUAAAUCCUUCUUCAUCCCUUUCUUUUCCAUCUCUCGGCCUCUAGUUCCUCUUUUUUUUCUCACUCUUAUUCUCUCCUCUCACUUAUUCCAAUGCAAGUCCCUACUUGCAGAAAGGAAAAGUGCCAAAUCUAAAUACAGGGCUACAUUAAACUGACUGUUUAUUUUUUCCUCUACAUUUUGAAUUUUUGUUUUUACAGACCAAAUAAUGUCCAUUUGUUGAUUUGUCUAAUUUAGAUUUUAAUUAGCGCUGCUUCAAUUUUAUUUUUCUUUACCCUUGUUACUUACUUUGCAUGUUGCACAUUUGUACUGUAAUAGGGAAGAAUAGAGAGAGGUUAAUGGGAUCCUGGCAGAAAAGGGAAAAUUAUCACCAAGCUCAACAAUAAAAAAUUAUACUUCAAGGAACAAAAAGGUAAAUGUAAUUGGGGGAAAAUGUUUUCACACAGAAAGAGGGUCUUGCUCCCCCAUUUUAAAUGCUUGUUUUAUUUUAGUUGCUGACUGUCUUAUACACUUAAAAGAAAUUAUUGUAAAAUUAUUCUGUUGAAAUUAUUGUAAAGACUGUAAAGACCUUAAGCCGUGUUCAAGAUUUGAACUAAGCCUAAAGACUGUCAGUUGUUUUGUGGUAUUUUUAGGAAUGGCAGCAGUUUGGGCAGUAGUAAUGUAAGACAAUGUCAUUGUUCUUUUAAUGAUCAAUUAUUUGAUUAUUUAAUGAGUGUGUUAUGAAUUUAAUUCAAUUUAUUUUUAAUUCAAUUGUUUUUAAACCUUAUCAAUCAAGUACACAAAAUAGUAAAGAUUAAUUUUAUCAGAACUAAUCUUUCGAGAGCAGCAGGCCGUGUCCUGCACUUACGUUUUCUGAAGCCAAGUCGUUUUAUUAUUAGACAAUUUUGUUUUUCUUGUCAAUGAUUUCUCUCUUUCUUUCUCGUUUUUUCUUUUUUUUUUUUUUUUUUUCAUUUUUCUUUUUGGUAAAUGCCUCAAAAUAACUGAAUUGCCUUGGCAAUAUAUUACAAAUACAGAUAUUACAGAUAUUAAUUCCUGUACUUACACGAAUGCCUAUAAAGUGGCACUUGAAUUCAAGGAUUGAAAACAUUUAAUUUGUAGUAUUUUGGACAUAAAACCAUUGUGGCCUCUUUACCUCAGGGCCUUUUUAUUGUGCCUUUUUAUUUAAAGGAGCUAAAAUUCAGUUUUCAUGCAUGGCUGCAUUAUUUCAUAUAACUUUUAGAUUUUAAGACCAUGUCUUGCUGUUUCUCUUUUUGUUCAUUUGUGACACAAUAACGUCCUUCUGUACUGUAGCAACUUCCAGUGUUGGGCAAAAUACAGACUAAAAGAAUUCUC
Molecule: messenger RNA, 3999 nt
Organism: Ctenopharyngodon idella (grass carp)
Lineage: Eukaryota; Metazoa; Chordata; Actinopteri; Cypriniformes; Xenocyprididae
Gene: mtmr14
Product: myotubularin related protein 14
Exons: 19
Coding region: 620-2518 (632 amino acids)
Biological process (GO): dephosphorylation
Molecular function (GO): phosphatidylinositol-3-phosphate phosphatase activity
Source: RefSeq, a predicted model, not a curated record